Limulus polyphemus (Atlantic horseshoe crab) is the source of this 1677-nucleotide messenger RNA. Its product is annotated as macrophage mannose receptor 1-like. The coding region runs from base 41 to 1048 and encodes 335 amino acids. Lineage: Eukaryota; Metazoa; Arthropoda; Merostomata; Xiphosura; Limulidae. The transcript has 6 exons. The record is from RefSeq and is a predicted model, not a curated record.
CAUAGCAGAGGUGAAAUACCGAGCACACUACACCUUCUAUAUGCUGAAGUACUUUGUUCCGGAAUGUUCGGGAUCACGUUGUGUGUUUGGUAAAACUACAGGUAGCACAACAUUGUCACCUGCCACCAAAACAACACAGUUGUCAACUUCUGGUGAAACAACUGUUAUGACAAAUACUGCCACCAUAUUGCUGUCUAACGAUCUUUCCACAGCGCCGUCUACAGCUAAUCCUUACAUUGGAAUGACAGUGGACCACUAUCAAGUAGGUUCCCAACUCUUCACCUAUACUGCUGGUAAAGCCUAUUGUGACACCGAGAAUGGAGCCCUUUUCAUGCCAAAAAGUCAAAUGAUCCAUGACUUUAUAGGAGACUGGCUUAACACAAACUUCAACACCCACCGUUACUGUUGGAUAGGUGUUAACGACAAUAUGACCACAGACACCUACAUGUUCCUGGAUGGUACGGAAGUGACAGGGUUUUUCUGGACACCAUCUCACAUGUCAGAUGGUGUCCAGUCCUGUGUGGCUAUGGACAGAGACCAAGGUUACGAUUGGGUGGAACUGCCAUGUACGGAGGAACAUUUUGCUGUCUGUCAGAUAUGGGAAGUACAGGGCACAACAGUUACGCCUGGUUCUUCUACAACACAGUUGACUGGACCAUCAACUGCGAAUCCUUAUGUUGGAAAGACAGCAGCCACAUAUCAAACAAGUUCCGAACUCUUCACCUAUACUGCUGGUAAAGCCUAUUGUGACACCGAGAAUGGAGCCCUUUUCAUGCCAAAAAGUCAAAUGAUCCAUGACUUUAUAGGAGACUGGCUUAACACAAACUUCAACACCCACCGUUACUGUUGGAUAGGUGUUAACGACAAGAUGACCACAGACACCUACAUGUUCCUGGAUGGUACGGAAGUGACAGAGUUUUUCUGGACACCAUCUCACAUGUCAGAUGGUGUCCAGUCCUGUGUGGCUAUGGACAGAGACCAAGGUUACGAUUGGGUGGAACUGCCAUGUACGGAGGAACAUUUUGCUGUCUGUCAGAUAUGGGAAUGAAACCAGGAUAUUAUUUGUAUAAUUUUAGUGGAGUCUUUAAACUCUAUAUACAGAGUGAUUCACAGAUAAUACGACACCUUUGAUCCGUCUUAAAAGUAAUUUUUAUUAGGUCCUUAUAAGUCCGUUUGGCUGCAGCAGCAUUUCUCAUGACAAAAACAAACAAACAAAUUUUUAUUUAGUUAUCCGGAUAUAUAUAUUUUCUACAUGUUCUAGGACCAUGUUAUAUCACCAUGUUUAGAUCAUGUAACAAUUAUAGAUAUUUUGGAGUCACCCUGUUUAGAUCAUGUAAUAUUUAUAGAUAUUUUGGGGUGUAUAUUAUAUUAGUUGAAUACACUAAUGUUUUCAAUCGCAUGAAUCUGUUGAAUUCACUACUUUUAACAAUUAAUAAUUGAUGUGUAGAUUAUAAUAGUUGAUUAAUAAUUGAAGUGUAGAUUAUAAUAGUUGAUUACACUAAUGUUUUUCACCUCAUGAAUCUGUUGAAUUAAUUACUUUGAAUAAUUAAUCAUUGGUGUGUAGAUUACAAUAGUUGAAUACACUAAUGUUUUUCACCUCAUGAAUCUGUUGUAUUAAUUACUUUGAAUAAUUAAUCAUUGGUGUGUAGAUUAUAAUAGUUGAAUACACUAAUGUUU